Messenger RNA from Sinocyclocheilus rhinocerous, 908 nucleotides. Its product is annotated as protein C19orf12 homolog. The record is from RefSeq and is a predicted model, not a curated record. The transcript has 3 exons. The coding region runs from base 173 to 598 and encodes 141 amino acids. Lineage: Eukaryota; Metazoa; Chordata; Actinopteri; Cypriniformes; Cyprinidae.
UCUUCGCCGACUAAAAGCAGUCAACGAUGUUCAACUGGUUAAAGACCCGCCUAUGAACACGCAGAGAAAGUGCACGUCAAAACAUCGCUUAUGAAUAUGAGACCAAAAGUAACUUUAACUUGCCAAACCCCUGCUUUAGUUCAAAGACAAACAGGUUUUGUAACACGUCAAAAUGGCAAAUCUAAAAGAUGAUAUAAUUAAAUUUUGCUGUGAAAUCUCCGCAAACAAGAAGAUAAAAGCGGCAUUUAAAAACUCAGCGAAAGGAGCUGCAGUUGCUGCAGGAACUGCUUUUGUUGGAGGGCUGAUCGGUGGUCCAGCCGGUUUAGCUGUUGGUGGUGCUGUGGGAGGUGUGCUGGGAGCAUGGAUGACCAGCGGCCAAUUCAAGCCUCUUCCUGAGAUCCUCAUGGAAAUGACUCCUACACAGCAGAAGCAAUUGUACUCUGAUGUCAUGGCCAUAUUGGGUACACUGAAGUGGACUGACCUUCCUCAGCUAAUUGCUCAAGUUAAUAGGAAUGCCUCUCUACAUGAGCAGGUGCUGGGUGCCAUACUCAAUUUUACUAAAAACCAACUCAAGGCUGAAGUGCGGUAUGAAGACUGAGCGCUGGAGAGAAGGCUAAAUGUCACUGAUUAGGUUUAGGUUUUAUCUCUUUAAUGCAUUACUUUAUCUUUUACUGUGGGAUACUUAGGUUUAGCCAUUGAUUUUAAACUUUUUAUAACUUUUGAACUACCUACUUUUAUGUUAGAAAUAAGUAUAUAGACGUUAGGGUAUUUAUAGCUGACUACUGCUAGUUCUAAAUAUAUUAAUGCCAGAAGAAUAUGGUUGAAACACUGGCUUAUUUGUUUCAGAAGUUUAAGUGCUUAGGGACAAACUAGAAGAACAAGUUGCUAGUAGUUUGCAUUCUUCAUGU